This is a messenger RNA of Dioscorea cayenensis subsp. rotundata (Guinea yam), 954 nucleotides long. Its product is annotated as salicylic acid-binding protein 2-like. Bases 45 to 836 code for a protein of 263 amino acids. Lineage: Eukaryota; Viridiplantae; Streptophyta; Magnoliopsida; Dioscoreales; Dioscoreaceae. The record is from RefSeq and is a predicted model, not a curated record. Gene Ontology annotation, molecular function: methyl salicylate esterase activity; methyl indole-3-acetate esterase activity; methyl jasmonate esterase activity. The transcript is spliced from 3 exons. Gene Ontology annotation, biological process: salicylic acid metabolic process; jasmonic acid metabolic process.
UCUCCAUAUUCCUCCCUCAAAAACAACUCAAAAAAACAAGAAAAAUGGAGAAACAAUGCACAAGCAAUAAGCAUUUUGUGCUUGUUCAUGGUGCAUGCCAUGGGGCAUGGUCAUGGUACAAACUAGUAACAUUAUUAGAGAAAGAAGGACACAAAGUGACAGCUUUUGAUCUUUUGGCCUCUGGAAGACAACCAUUUGGAAUUGCUAAGGUUCAAUCUUUCAAACAUUAUGUUCAACCUUUGAUGGAGGUUAUGUCAUCUUUGGCUCACAAAGAGAAGGUCAUCUUGGUUGGCCAUAGUUUGGGAGGUGUUGCCAUCUCAUUGGCCAUGGAGGCUUUCCCGGAAAAGAUCGCUGCCGCCGUCUAUGUCGCCGGAAUUGCCCCCGGAAUCGACUUCCCUGCUUCCGAGUUUUUUGAUAAGUUUUUUGUUCGAAACAGCGUCGAAUCAUUGCUAGAUACUCAAGUCGGCUUCGAUGAUGGUCCAGAGAAUCCUCCAACAUCAUUAUGGUUUGGAUCAAAACUAAUUGCAUCAAGAAUGUAUCAACUUUGCCCACCGGAGGACAUUAAACUUGGAAGCAUGUUGCUAAGACCCACAAAGUUAUUCCUGAGAGAGUUGGCAAACAAGUCAUUGCUUACAAAGGAAAGAUUUGGAUCAGUUGAGAGAGUUUAUAUCAUUUGCAAAGAAGAUGAUAUGUUGCAAGACCUUCAAGAGUGGAUGAUUGAGAAGGCAUCAAUUAAACAAGUGAUGGAAAUUGAAGCUUCUGAUCAUAUGCCUAUGCUUUGCCAGCCUCAAAUGUUGCUUAAUUGUUUUUUGGAUAUUGCAUUCAAAUAUGUUUAAGGUUUUAAUAGUUUGUUUAGUAAGGAGCAAUAAUGGUUUGUAUUAAUUAAUUACCCUUGCAAUAAGAGAGUUUGUACUUUACUCUUCUUCCAACUCGAGGGUUAAAGUUGAUGAUUUA